UAAAUCUCUCUGCUGAACUCCCUGAGGGAGUGCGUGUGUUUCCUCCCGUUCUUUAUCAGAGUCCCCAAAAUAAGUAGGGCCGGGCAGGGGCUCUGGGGCUCCCUACACCUUCUCCACUUGCUGCAGGGCCUCGGCGGGAGGGAGCCUUCCCUGCCUCGGCUGCAGAGGAGCCUUGCGACCCCCAACACCAUGACUCGAAUUCCAGCGGCCACCACGCUCCUGCUCCUGCUCUCUGGCCUCUGCCACGGCGAUGUCACAGGUGCUACAAAUACAUUUACUACUGCAUCAGCACCAACAGCACUUUCCACAACAAAAAUAUCUGUGUCAACACCAAACUCAACCAAUGGUAUUACUGAACCAACAACUGAAACAUCUCCUAAAGGAAGGACAGACAGCAGCACACCCGGGGAGUCACCAGUUACUUCAUCAACAGCAAGUGGAAGUGCUGGAAACACAAUCCCUGAUGUCAUAAGCAAUGAAUCUGUCACCACAGAAGAUACAGUGACAAGUCCCUCACUUUCAAGUACUUUUCUGACAUUACAGAGCUCCCCGAACAUGACUGAGAAUCAGACUUCAAUCAAAACAACAGAAAUAUCAGUCAGCACCCAACAACCAAGUCCAUCACCUUCUGAAGUUACUGCAUCACUCUCAACACUAACAACCUCAAGGAACACCUCACAGUCUCAAGGCAUCAAAGAUGGAAAAAAUACAAGUUCUUUAUCAACCAGCCCUUCUUAUUCCAGUGUCAUUUUGCCAGUGGUCAUCGUUUUGAUUGUCAUAACUCUAUCAGUGUUUGUUCUGGUGGGUUUGUAUCGAAUGUGCUGGAAGAAUGACCCAGGCACACCGGAAAACGGAAGCGAUCAACCGCAGUCGGACAAAGAGAGUGUGAAGCUGCUCACUGUCAAGACAAUUUCUCAUGAGUCUGGUGAGCACUGUGUGGCAGGAAAGACCAAGAACUGAGAAGAAUCCGCCUACACCGGGCAAUGAGUAUGCUUCAUCUUCAGCUUCUCUGCUCCAGCAGUGAGAAGAGAGUCUCGGGGAAUCAGCCCUGACGUCCCCUCCCGUUCAUCAGUCGGUAAAGUGACUUCGAGAUGACUUGCAGUGACGGAAUCGGAAAGAACGGCAGGCUUCUCCGGUCCCCACAGUGUAGCAAAGCAUAUCACUCCACCUCCAGGGACCUCCCGGGAGAGCCAGGUUCGGGGGCUUUGUGAGUGCUGAACCCCAGCCGGGGCCAAGCUCACAGCUUCCAGGGCGUACAGCUUUAUCUACGGAAAUAUCCCCACUUUCUUGGUGUUCUCAUAUUACCCAGGGUUUGUAUUUAUUGUUCUAUACUAUGUUAAUGGAGGGAAACUGCAAGUGUAUUAUUGAGUAUUAUUAUUAGAAAUCAUACCGUGCCACGUUGUACAUAUAGGUAUUUUAUUCGUGUUUCCAUGUGUUUCUUUAAUAAAUAAUUGCUGCAGUUAACUAAAAGCAUCCCCACGUCACUGGGAAAUGGAAGUGGUAUUGUCUUCCCUUGAUUACGAGUAUCUUUGGAUUGUUUCUUAGAGUGGAGACCUAAUCAGACUCUGAGAGAAGCUUCUGUAAUAAGUGAGAAAGAGACAAAGGGUCUGUGCAUCAGAUGCUCUUAGGGGACAGAGAUUUACCAUAUUUUUUUGUCUCUCUAUUGGUAAUUGCUCUGCCUGACAAGGAUAUAAGGAGACUUGCAAGCUCUGGGCUCCAUUCAUGAAGAAGGGGACAGGAUGGUGGCUUCUCAUUAAUCUAUUUGGUUGAUACUAACUCUGUACAUGUUUUAUUUCUUUUAGAAAUGUAAUGACUUGUUCUAGCAAUCAUUGCUAAAACUCCGGAUUGUACAAAAUCAACAUUUCCUAAAUACAUAAUUGGGCUGUUAA
This is a messenger RNA of Heterocephalus glaber (naked mole-rat), 1889 nucleotides long. It is a transcript of the gene Emcn, whose product is annotated as endomucin. The record is from RefSeq and is a predicted model, not a curated record. Lineage: Eukaryota; Metazoa; Chordata; Mammalia; Rodentia; Bathyergidae.